Messenger RNA from Prorocentrum cordatum, 1632 nucleotides. The record is from the annotation of a GenBank genome assembly. NCBI's taxonomy places the organism in Eukaryota, Dinophyceae, Prorocentrales, Prorocentraceae.
AUGAAUUUCGCCGGCGCGCGUGGCGGAUCUUUCAUGGCAACGAGCCCGCGCGGUGGGUUCGUUUCGGGCUCCCGCGGGGCCUUCGCUGGUGGCGGCGCGGGCGGCGGCGCGCUCAUGGGCAGCGGGGUCUACCCCGGCGGCGCGGGCGGCGGCGCGCUCAUGGGCAGCGGGUUCUACCCCGGCGGCGCGGGCGGCGGCGCGGUCAUGGGCAGCGGGUUCUACCCUGGCGGCGCGGGCGGCGGCGCGCUCAUGGGCAGCGGGGUCUACCCUGGCGGCGCGGGCGGCGGCGCGCUCAUGGGCAGCGGGGUCUACCCCGGGAUGGGCUACGCUGGUGGUGGAGAGGCCUGCUGCGGAGGCCCGGGCGGCGGCGCGGGCUGCGCGGACGGGUGCGGAGUGGGCUGCGGGGGCAUCGCCGGGACGACGAUGGCGUACGUGGGCACGGGCGGUGACUACAUCGCCGCGACCACCUACCAGUACGUGGGCCAGGGCGCCGGCACCUUCGGCGUGGUGCCGAUUCCUGCGGCUGGGUGCAGCGCAUGGUGGCUAUGCUGCUUCCUGCCGCUGCUCCUGACUCCCCUCCUCUUCUUCGCGGGAACCACCACCACGACCACGACCACAACGACCCCCCCCGUCAUCACCACGGCGCCUCCUGACAUCGUGACUACGCCGUCGCCGAUGCCGUCGAAGGAGUGUUGCAUCGACAUGUGCAACUGCGCCCGCGAUGGGUCGCAGUGCGACGAUGACUGUGGCUCCGAGGAGUGUACUGAUUUCGACGACUGUGAUGAGAAGGGCAUCUGCAUCACAGGCACUCCAGAAUGUGAGAACCCCACGCCAGCGCCGCCGCCGCAGGGGCCCCAGAAGCACUGCAGGAUCUUCGGCGACCCGCACGUGGUGACGUUUGACGGGCAAUCAGCAAGCUUUUACUCCCAGGGCGAGUACUGGACUGUGAAGAGCACCACCGUUUGGAUGCAGGGCCGCUACAUGCCCACUCCGGUGACCAACGGCCUCUCCGUCAUGAAGGAGAUCGCGAUCGGCGGCCCCUUCCUGGAGGGCAAGGACGGCAAGAAGAACGUCCUCCGCAUCUCCUCUCUCAGGGCGACAUUCAACGACGUCCCCAUUAUUCCUGGUUUUCCAGACGCCUGGGAGAACCAGGAUCCCAUGAUCAAGGUUGUCACCGACGGCAGCGGGCAGGUGAUGCAGUCGAGCCGCAACGGCAAGGAUAUGCACGUCGUGCACGUGGACUUGCCGCUCAACAUCCACCUGGAGAUCAACCGUUGGAACGAGCCAGGCGAGGGCGAUUACAUCAACACGAUGAUCACCAUGAGCAUGCAGCCCAACCAGGACGGCCACUGUGGAAAUUUCAACGGCGUGCUCGACGACGACACCAGGCCGGCAAUUCGCGCCCGCAUCGGCACAACGGGUGUCCCGCAAGCGGAACUGCUCUUCCACACCAAGACCCCCGUGACGCCCGUGAACCGGCCCGACCUCAACAAUUGUGCGAGUGACAAAAGUGAGGUGGCCAGGGAGCUCUGCACGAAGAAAUCCAAGACUGGCAUUCCCAACAAAGACUGCAUGAUCGACGUGUGCUUCGGAGGGGCGCACUUCGCAGACAUGACCGACUAUGACGAGUGA